Messenger RNA from Dermatophagoides farinae (American house dust mite), 2625 nucleotides. RefSeq names its product late secretory pathway protein AVL9 homolog. Gene Ontology annotation, cellular component: cytoplasm. NCBI's taxonomy places the organism in Eukaryota, Metazoa, Arthropoda, Arachnida, Sarcoptiformes, Pyroglyphidae. The record is from RefSeq and is a predicted model, not a curated record.
UUGUUUGUUUGUUUGUUAAUCAAAAUCAAUCAUACAACACAUAUAUAUUUGAUUUGUUCAGAUUAGAAUAUUAGAUUUUACCCGAUGAAAUCUAAAAUAUUAACAUCAUAAUCUACCUACACAUAUUUGUAUCACAUCGAAAAGAAUAUCAAUGUACAAAAACAAUACGAAGUUAUUUUGAAUCCAAUUACAUACACUGAUAAUAAUGAAUCAAUCAAAGAUUCCUGAAUCAUCAAUUAAUGAUGAUGAUGAUGAUGAUGGUAAUCACUUGAAUCAUCAUCAUGAUUGUAUAAUUUUAUACGUUAUGGUCGUCGGUUUUCAUCAUAAAAAAGGAUGUCUGAUUGAUUACUGUUAUCCUUCAUUACCGAACCACAACUGCACUAUUUCUAAUAAUAAAUCAAACUGUGAUAAAGAAGAUAAUAAUGAUGAAUCAAAAGAAUUACGUAUGAAAAUUAUCAACAAUCAAGAUUCAAUACAAUUGCCUGAAUGUUGGAAAUCAUUGCCUUCACUAGCCAUACCGGAUGGAGCACAUAAUUUCGAACGAGAUACGGUUUAUUUUCAUUUACCCGAUCUCAUUGAUCCAACACGAACAGUGUUUGGUGUUGCUUGUUAUCAACAAAUUAUGACCAAAAUUUUACGAGUUCGAACACCCGAUAUGACACGAAGUUCAGUACAAAAAAGUGUAGUCGCUAUUCUCACUGCCCCGCUUUAUGGAUUGGUCGAACGAAAACUUCGUAUCAUAACAAGAAAUUAUUUUCAAGAAUUGGAUUUCAGUAAAACUGAAAUUCUUCAUGAAUUCUAUGAUUCAAUGGCUUUGCAGCUAAAACCAACAUUGAUUAAAACAAAUGAAAUCUAUCAUGGUUUAUCGUUACGAAAUUUAUUCCAAAAAUUUGGCCAACAAGUUAUUGUUUUAUUUAAACUUUUAUUGUUAGAAAAGAAAACUCUAUUCAUCAUGUCACCUAUUCGUGAUCUAUCUGGAUCGAUUCUAACUUUAUGUUCAUUAUUUCCCGAUCUUUUACAAUACGGAAUGACACAAUCACAUUUACCAAUUGAAAUUAAAACAAAUCAACGAAUCAAGAGCUUAACAAAAUUUUCACAAAAUUCUUUAAACGAUUUUAAUCUAAUUGCAACAAAAAAAUCCGAGCCAAAAUCUAAUCCUGAUGAUAAUCAAAAGAUUGCCGAAUGUGAUAAUGAUAAACAGAAUUUAACGAAAUUGACUGAUUCUCCACCACUGUCAUCCUCGGUUAUAUCGACUAUAUCGUUGUAUGAUCAGGAUACUCCAAGGGGUAGCCAAAUGGAUUUUACUUCUAUGGACAUGGUUGUUGAUUUGGAUAUGGAUUUUUUCGAUGAUGAUGACGAUGAUUCUCGAAGUCAAUAUUCCGAAACACAUUCAAGUAGACAUUAUCAAGAAAUUCUCAUUAAACCAGCUGAAUAUUAUGGUUUACCAUUACAGCUAUUUAAAUGUCAUUCAUAUUGCUUGCCAUAUUGUUCCAUUUCAUGUUUUGAAUGUCUAAAUAAUCCGAAUGUUCGUUCAUGUUUGGCCGGAUCUUCAAAUUCAAUAUUUCAACGUUGGGAAAAUGAUAUCGAUGUUUUUGUCGCGGACAAUGAAAUUUUAAUUGAUGAUAGUCAUUUAAAACGAAUAUUAACACCAACUGUUGAAGAUCUUCGUUUUAUAACUUUUUUGAUGCGUGCAAUGACACCUGAUGAAUCAAUAAUGGAUGAUCAAGAUGAUGAUGAUGAAAAACAACAUUUCAAAGAAGGCAAAAGAUAUCAACCAGAAUCAGAAGAUUAUGAGGAAUAUGUUGAAAAUUUGGAACAAAAUCAACAUUUUUAUAAGGGCAGUGAUGCUUGGUGUAGAUACCAUUUUAAAAAUUAUCUUAUACAUAUGUUACGAUGUUCUUUCAUGGAAGAAUCGAAUAAAGAAUACAGAGCAUUCAAUGCAGGAUUCAUUUCGGAAUGGAAACAAACUUAUAGCUAUAAACAUUGGCUUAACAGUCAAAAUGAUAGCGGAAAAUCGAUUGAGGAAAUUUUUCUGAACGAAAUCGAACCACAACACCCAUUCACGGCAAAUCGUUUGAAUGAUAUACGAUUCAAGAUUACAAACUUUCUUAGCAAUCGGCAAGAACAUAUCAAUAAUGCAUCGAAGGUGGUGCUUAGUACGGCCAAAUCUACAUUUAGUUCAUGGAUGUCAUCAUUAGGAUCAUAUCAUAUGAAUGCUGGACAACAAGCUAAAUCAUUUAUCAAUAAAACGGUUCAAUUUGCUAAUCAAUUGAUUGAAAAUCCUGAUGACCAAAGUGAUAAUUAUAAUAAUAAAAGAGAACCAAAUAUGACAACUUCAUCAUCAUUGGAUGAUGAUGAACGAAAACGACGAUAUCGACAUAGAUUGGCAGCGAAAACAAAUUCAUCGACCAAACAACGACAGCAAUCAAACCAAAAAUGGGAACAUUCAUCAAAAGGUUUUAAUCUAGAUGAAUCGGAUCCAGAUGUUGAAGAACAAGAAACCAGUGUUUAAAAAGUACAAACAAUGAAAUUUUCAUCAAUUUUUUUCUAUUGAUUUGUUAACACAUUUGAAAUUUUUGUGAUAACAAUAAAUAAAAUGCUUGUGAGCAUGAGGGGAAAAACCAA